AUGAGGAGUCUCCUUGUCCUCUUGCCGGCUGUUCUAGCAGUCGCCCUCGCGCAGGAGCACUUCCUGGACGUCCGAGCUCUCGUGAAAGACACGAUCGAUGCGAUCAAAGAGGUGCCAGCCAUGAUGCAGAACCAGAAUCAGACGACGUCUUCGACGAGCAGCGAGCCAGAAGUCUCGACUGCCGAACCGACGAAAGUGGUGAAGGCGAGAAGUGACGUGUACGAUACCCUUCUGAAACUGCCAGCAGACAUCAUGUCGCAACUCGCCAGAGACGCCGGAUUCGUUGAUGAGAAGACGGCGCAGAAGGAAGUUGUGGAGGGGAAGAAGCAGGAAGAGACGGAACGUGUCGAGAAGAAGAUUGACGACGAGGAGUCGUACAGCUUCAAGACGGUGAGUAAACAGAAGACAAAGUACGUCCGGGACGGCAACCAAUUGGGUGUGAAGCCCUUUCCUUUCCUUGCGUUUCUUUUCGUACUGCCUCUCAUUCAAAUUGGCUUCAUUUCAUCUCGAACGUCGAACGAGUUUGCAUUCCUUUUAGGUCGAGGACAUAAAGGCUGAGGAGCAGAGACGGCUUGCGAGCCAGCAACCGACCGUUGCCACGAGACAGUCCCUCGAGGAUAACGAUGACAUCUUUUCGAUCUCAAAGUAAAAUCAUUCCAGGAAGAAGGAAUCAGAUCAUAGCUUCAUUCCAGACUGAUCUCCGCCACUGGAAACGCCAUCAGAGAGGCGCAGGCCGCCCAGAAAGCCCAAGCGGCCCAGCAGCCACAGCAGGAGCCGAUGAUCACUCUCCCUCCGCUCGUUCCUCUGCCACCAGCACCUCUUCAGAUGCCCGCUCUUCAACUGUAAGCUUUCCCGAACAUGCUAGUCGUUUAUACACUUGACACUCGAAAACCGGUUCAAGAGGAUGGGAGAGGAAGUGAAAAGGGAUGGCGGGGAUCAAGAGACACGACAAAAUGAGUGACCGCUUGUCAUUUCAGGCCAGCAGCUAUCGCUCAACCAGCCACUGAAAUCAUGUACCGCCCGGUCACCAAGGAUGGAAAAACGUAGGAAAACUUUCGGACUAACAAGUGGUGAACUUGCGCGUUUCAGUGUUUUCGAGCAGGUUGUCGUUCUGAAGGAUGCGAACGGAUCGAUGACAGUUCUUCCGAACACUGUGCUUCCAGCGUUUCCGGAUACAACGAAGAAGGUUGAGAUUAAACAAGUGGUUAGUGUCUGGUUUGUAUAAUCGAAUCAUCGUGUUACCUGCGUGAUUUCAGAAGAAGGUGACCGAAGCCGCUGAGUUCUCGGCCCCUACAUUCCCGCCAGUGGUCAGUCAAUUAUCAAGCCGCUCAAAUGCGAUUACUCUCAAUUUUUAGGUCAACUUGUUCGACCAGCUUACAAGCACCACGGAGGCGUCCACGACCACGACGACACAGGAGCCAGAAGUGACGACGACGACAACUACUGAAGAGCCGGUGAAACCAAAGAGAAAGUCGUUGCCAAGACGCAAGAUCCAGUAUCUGGAGAAGAAGGCAAAAGACAUGCACUCUCGCCAGUUUGGAGCCAAAACUGUUCAGAUGAGCGACCCGAUUGAGAUCCAGGCUCAGGAGGAGCAGGAGCCGGUCAAUGUCCUUCAGAAGGAAGUGAGUUGUCUGUCGGCCACUAAUUCUUGUGCUGUCUGAUCCAUUCUGAUCUUCAUAGCUUAUCUAACAUUGUGUCUCACAGGGUAACCUUCGUGUUCACGCAAUCAACCGAAGACACAAGAGUCGGAAGCCACGUGUUAUCAAAAUAGAAGAAGUAAUGAACAGUUUUUGAGUUGAAUGCACUUGUCGUCUUGCACUUUUAACACAUUUCAACUAACUCAAUAUGUCAAUUGCAGGCCGAGAAGGACGGAGACAAAGUCGAGGAAAAGCCAGAAGAGAAGGUGGAGGAAACCACCGAGCCACCGAAGAAGAUGAGGAAGCUGAUGAGAAAAGUGCACAAAACGGCCGCCAAGAAGGAGAUCCGCAAGUUCCCGGACCUGUACGACGAGCAAUGGAAGACCCAGGUGGCUCCGAGCGUUUCGCCGCCUUCCGAGGACUUUGCCGAGCAGUUCGAUGGAGUCGACGAGGUUCAGGAGCAGAGAAAGGAAUUGGAGCAGAAGCCGCAGAACGACACUCCGAUGAACGACCCAAUGGAGCAGAGAAGCAGCAAGGUUCAGAUGGUCACGAAAGAGCAAGAGGAGGAUAUUCUGAACAAGGAAGUGCACAAGAGAGUUCUGCAGAGAAUCAGACUUUCCAAGCUGAAAAGCGCCGAGAAGGCCUCCACCACCACCACUGCCGCUCCAGAGAAAGAGGAAAAGCCAGAGGAGAGUGAGGAUGCCGAGGAGGACGAGGAGGACGAGUCAUCUGCUGACGAUGUCAUUGAGGUUGAAGAGUUAGAUGAGGAGGAAGAGGAGGUCAACACCACCACAACCACGACCACCACGACAACUACCGAAGCCCCCGUGACCCGUGCCGAGAGAAUCAAGAAGACCAAGAAGAGAGCGUUCGUCACUAAGCACCAGUGCCUGAACCUCCGCAGUUUCGCCCGUCAAUUCCUGUUCGACACAGUUGAGGAGUUCGCCAAGGAGCACUGCUAUUUCAUCGAGAACUACUAUCCGGCUCUCACGUGUGCUCGUUCCAACUCGUACGUGGCCAAGUGUCAGAAGUGGCUGAAGGAGGGCGAGUAG
This is a messenger RNA of Caenorhabditis sp. 36 PRJEB53466, 2689 nucleotides long. Lineage: Eukaryota; Metazoa; Nematoda; Chromadorea; Rhabditida; Rhabditidae. The record is from the annotation of a GenBank genome assembly.